Cyprinus carpio (common carp) is the source of this 5537-nucleotide messenger RNA. Its product is annotated as cytoplasmic FMR1-interacting protein 2-like. The record is from RefSeq and is a predicted model, not a curated record. Gene Ontology annotation, biological process: axon guidance; cell morphogenesis; regulation of actin filament polymerization. NCBI's taxonomy places the organism in Eukaryota, Metazoa, Chordata, Actinopteri, Cypriniformes, Cyprinidae. The transcript has 29 exons. Gene Ontology annotation, molecular function: small GTPase binding. Bases 193 to 3954 code for a protein of 1253 amino acids. Gene Ontology annotation, cellular component: neuron projection; synapse.
CUUGCAGCCAUUUUCUGCUCUUUGUGUGGGGUGGAUUAGCGGAUAGAGACCGAGCCCAGAGCAUCAAUUCUACUCCACCGAGCAAACGCUAUUUCACACAGUUUCUCCCCGCUUUGCACUGACCGUCCGUUAGUUUAAGUGCGGACAUGCAAUUAGCAGAUUGGACUGUUUUGUGAGUGAACCUGUGUCGCCAUGACAACCCACGUGACCCUGGAGGAUGCGCUGUCCAAUGUGGACCUGCUGGAGGAGCUUCCCCUCCCAGACCAGCAGCCAUGCAUCGAACCCCCACCAUCCUCCAUCAUGUACCAGGCAAACUUUGACACCAACUUCGAAGACAGAAAUGCGUUUGUCACUGGUAUUGCCCGCUACAUUGAACAGGCCACUGUGCACUCCAGCAUGAAUGAAAUGCUGGAGGAGGGGCAUGAGUAUGCUGUCAUGCUGUACACCUGGAGGAGCUGCUCCAGAGCCAUUCCUCAGGUGAAGUGCAACGAGCAGCCAAACCGAGUGGAGAUCUAUGAGAAGACUGUGGAGGUGCUGGAACCUGAGGUCACCAAGCUCAUGAAAUUCAUGUACUUCCAGCGCAAGGCCACUGAACGUUUCUGCAGCGAGGUAAAGCGACUGUGUCAUGCUGAACGCAGGAAGGACUUUGUGUCCGAGGCCUACCUCCUCACUUUAGGAAAGUUUAUCAACAUGUUUGCUGUGCUGGACGAACUGAAGAACAUGAAGUGCAGUGUAAAAAAUGACCACUCUGCUUACAAGAGAGCGGCUCAAUUCCUGAGAAAGAUGGCUGACCCACAGUCUAUCCAAGAGUCCCAAAACCUCUCUAUGUUUUUAGCCAAUCACAACAGAAUUACACAGUGUCUGCACCAGCAGCUGGAGGUGAUCCCAGGUUAUGAGGAACUGCUGGCUGAUAUUGUCAACAUCUCUGUGGAUUACUACGAGAACAAGAUGUACCUGACCCCCAGUGAGAAACACAUGCUGCUAAAGGUCAUGGGUUUUGGCCUAUACUUGAUGGAUGGAAAUGUCAGCAACAUCUACAAACUGGAUGCAAAGAAAAGGAUAAACCUUAGCAAAAUCGACAAGUUCUUUAAGCUUCAGGUCGUGCCCUUGUUUGGAGACAUGCAGAUCGAGCUGUCACGGUACAUAGAAACAAGUGCCCACUAUGAAGAGAACAAGUCCAAGUGGACCUGCACUCAGAGCAGCAUCAGUCCACAGUAUAACCUGUGCGAGCAGAUGGUGCAGAUCAGAGACGACCACAUCCGCUUUAUCUCUGAGCUGGCGCGCUACAGUAACAGUGAGGUGGUGACUGGAUCAGGGCUGGACAGUCAGAAGUCUGAUGAGGAAUACAAGGAGCUUUUCGACCUGGCACUCAGAGGACUGCAGCUUCUGUCCAAGUGGAGCACUCAUGUCAUGGAAGUGUACUCUUGGAAACUAGUCCACCCGACUGAUAAGUUCUGCAAUAAGGACUGUCCUGGCACAGCUGAGGAGUAUGAGCGCGCCACACGCUACAACUACACCAGUGAGGAGAAGUUUGCCUUGGUGGAGGUCAUUGCUAUGAUCAAGGGUCUCCAGGUUCUGAUGGGACGGAUGGAGAGCGUGUUCAACCAGGCCAUCAGGCACACAAUCUACUCUGCCCUGCAGGACUUUGCACAAGUGACUCUGAGAGAGCCACUCAGACAGGCUGUGCGCAAGAAAAAGAACGUCCUCAUUAGUGUACUUCAGGCAAUUCGUAAAACCAUCUGUGAUUGGGAAGGGGGAAGAGAACCUCCUAAUGAUCCCUGUCUGCGGGGAGAGAAGGACCCCAAAGGAGGAUUUGACAUCAAAGUUCCUCGUCGCACUGUUGGCCCCUCAAGCACACAGCUCUACAUGGUGCGCACCAUGCUGGAGUCUCUCAUUGCUGAUAAAAGUGGCUCUAAGAAGACUCUUCGCAGCAGUCUGGAUGGCCCCAUCGUUCAGGCCAUAGAGGACUUCCACAAGCAGUCUUUCUUCUUCACCCAUCUCCUGAACUUUAGUGAGGCCCUGCAGCAGUGCUGUGAUCUGUCCCAACUGUGGUUCCGAGAGUUCUUUCUGGAGCUCACUAUGGGCCGUCGCAUUCAGUUCCCCAUUGAGAUGUCCAUGCCCUGGAUCCUCACCGACCACAUUCUGGAGACCAAAGAGCCCUCCAUGAUGGAAUAUGUGUUGUAUCCGUUGGACCUUUAUAAUGAUAGUGGUUAUUACGCCCUCACCAAAUUCAAGAAGCAGUUCCUCUAUGAUGAGAUAGAGGCCGAGGUCAACCUGUGUUUCGAUCAGUUUGUGUACAAGUUAGCUGACCAGAUAUUUGCCUACUACAAAGCAAUGGCUGGAAGUGUCCUCCUAGACAAACGCUUCCGUGCGGAGUGUAAGAACUACGGUGUGAUCAUACCAUACCCGCCUUCAAACCGCUACGAGACACUGCUCAAACAGAGACAUGUACAGCUGCUGGGUCGCUCCAUUGACCUGAACAGAUUGAUAACCCAGAGGAUCUCAGCAGCCAUGUACAAAUCCCUGGAUCAGGCCAUCAGCCGCUUUGAGAGCGAGGACCUCACCUCCAUAGUGGAGCUUGAAUGGCUGAUGGAAAUCAACAGGUUGACUCAUCGCCUGCUCUCGAAGCACAUGACCCUGGACAGUUUUGACGCCAUGUUCCGUGAGGCCAAUCACAACGUGUCUGCUCCUUACGGCCGCAUCACACUGCAUGUCUUCUGGGAACUCAACUUUGACUUCUUACCAAACUACUGUUACAAUGGCUCCACCAACAGGUUUGUGCGGACAGCCAUUCCCUUUACCCAGGAGCCUCAGAGGGACAAACCUGCCAAUGUCCAGCCUUACUACUUAUAUGGGUCCAAGCCUCUGAACAUUGCCUACUCCCACAUCUACAGUUCCUACAGGAACUUUGUGGGUCCUCCACACUUCAAAACAAUCUGCCGUCUUCUUGGUUACCAGGGCAUCGCUGUGGUGAUGGAGGAGCUGCUCAAGAUUGUCAAGAGCUUGUUGCAAGGCACCAUCCUGCAGUAUGUGAAAACCCUCAUAGAGGUGAUGCCCAAGAUCUGCCGUCUCCCUCGUCAUGAGUACGGAUCACCAGGCAUCUUGGAGUUCUUCCACCAUCAGCUGAAGGACAUCAUUGAGUACGCUGAGCUGAAGACAGAUGUGUUUCAGAGUCUGAGGGAGGUGGGCAACGCCAUCCUCUUCUGUCUGCUCAUCGAGCAAGCUCUGGUGAGUCAGGGGGAAGUUUGUGACUUGCUUCAUGCUGCACCAUUCCAGAACAUCCUCCCAAGAGUCUACAUCAAAGAGGGUGAGCGACUUGAGGUGAGGAUGAAGAGGCUGGAGGCAAAGUAUGCUCCUCUUCACCUGGUGCCCCUCAUUGAGAGACUUGGGACCCCUCAGCAAAUUGCAAUAGCACGAGAGGGAGACCUGCUGACGAAGGAGCGUCUGUGCUGUGGUCUGUCCAUGUUUGAAGUCAUCCUGACGCGCAUUCGCAGCUUCCUUCAGGACAGUGUGUGGCGAGGCCCUCCCCCCACCAAUGGCGUCAUGCAUGUGGAUGAGUGCAUGGAGUUCCACCGCCUCUGGAGCGCCAUGCAGUUUGUGUACUGCAUCCCUGUGGGCACGCACGAGUUCACUGCAGAGCAGUGCUUCGGUGAUGGUCUGAACUGGGCUGGAUGUGCCAUUAUUGUGCUCUUAGGACAACAACGUCGCUUUGACCUCUUCGAUUUCUGCUACCACUUGCUGAAGGUCCAGAGGCAGGACGGCAAAGAUGAGAUCAUUAAGAAUGUGCCCCUGAAAAAGAUGGCAGACCGCAUCAGAAAGUAUCAGAUUCUCAACAACGAGAUCUUUGCCAUCCUCAACAAGUACAUGAAGGCUGUGGAGACAGAUAGUUCUACUGUGGAGCAUGUUCGCUGUUUCCAGCCUCCUAUACAUCAGUCUCUGGCCACCACAUGUUAAAUAAACUUUGUUUGACUUCCAGCUAUCCUAUUCUUCCUCUGGUGUGACAUUGGUCUCAAAUGUAGUGUACAGAGCCUUAGAGCUUUCAGGAUUGCCUCGGCUUUAUUUAAAUAAGAGACAAACCUCCAGUCUCGCCACAUGGUUAAAAAUCACAGUAUAUUUCUCAGUCUGCCCCAGCUGUUAUCUAACCCUUAUGAAUAUCAACACUCACUAUCCGUUUCACAUUUGAAGUGAACCAGUUUGAGAGAUUUAGGACUGCCGAAAAUAUUUCCAGGUCACCAGAGGAAGUUUUAACAAAUGUUGUUUAAGUUCUAGUUAAAAAAAAAAAAAGGUAAAUAUAAAUGACUUUUGAUUAUAAAUAACUAUUAAAAGAAGACAUGAUUGAUGUCAGUUUUUUGUUUUUAACAAUGCCCAUACAGAUUUCAUUUAUAAUAGUAUUUGCAUGUACUUCACAAAUGCCAUAUAUCCUAAUAUUGUUUGUACUGUAAUAUACAGACCAAAAAGCAAGAGUAUGUUGAGUUAUUGACAAAUAUGGACACAAUGUCCAUAAUAAUUUCUCCCAUUUCUAAUUGUUUUAAGCUCAAAAUUGUUUACAGCAUUCUGUUAUCUUUAUUGCAUUGCAGCACUGGUUUACAGAUCUUUGCAUUUGUAACAUCCAUCAUUGUAAAUGUUGCUGUUUGAUGCUGUCGAAAAUUGCGUGUAGUACUUGUUUAAAUUUUAUUGGUACUGAACUGGUAUCAGUAUUUGCCUCAACUGUUGAAAAGUAACCUCUCUUAUCUUUUCUGUCAGUUUAAUCUCAGUCUUUAAUCUGUUCAUUUUGACAACACAAUAACCACACGUAAACUAGUGAAGCAGUUCACCGGUCUGAAGUACUAAUAACUGGAUUUGUGCUGUGAUGAUAUCUCUUUAAUCUCCUCUUACUGUAACAAACAGCAGUUAUGAUACUGCAUUACUUUGACCAAUAAUGGACAAAAAGCAAAAAUAUUGGACAUCUGCUGUUUCAAUAUCAAGGUUACAAAAAUUUCCAGAAAUAUUUCAGAUGUUAAAAUUUCAAACAUUUCAGUAUUUUCCUUAACAGGCCCUUUGCUUCAGCAGUGUUAGGCAGAUUGGCAAGCGUUCUGUUCAGUUUUGUAAUUUAUGUGGCUGUUGUAAAUGUAACCUCAUGAAUGCUCAUCAUAUUCUGUUAUUUCCUUUUUUCCUGGAGUUUUCAGAUUGAUUUUAAUCAGUUUUUAAAUAACUGUUGAAUCAAAUGGGAAUUUUCCAGUCAUCUAUUUAUGCAUACAAGUUGAUUUUUCUUGCUCUUGGAAGGGUUAAUAUGUGAACGAUGAUGGGGAAAAAAUGUUUUGACAUUAAGGACGUGCUGUUUUAAAAUCUCAAAGCAUGACAGGUGUAAUUUAUUGUCAUCAUGGAUCUAUUUGUGACAUGAGAUUUUUGUUCAUAUUGUUGUACAAGUGAUCAUGUUUUGAAAUACAAAAAAAAUUAAAUUAAAAAAGGAGAGAAUAAUAGAAUGUACAACAAAUUGUUCUGAACAGGAAUUAUAAUUAUGUUGUAUUUCCAUGAAAUAAAAAACGAUCUAAUGGAAA